This is a messenger RNA of Marmota flaviventris (yellow-bellied marmot), 1386 nucleotides long. RefSeq names its product hydroxylysine kinase (gene Hykk). Gene Ontology annotation, molecular function: amino acid kinase activity. The record is from RefSeq and is a predicted model, not a curated record. Lineage: Eukaryota; Metazoa; Chordata; Mammalia; Rodentia; Sciuridae.
CUUACUGGGCUUAGAAGAGGGGUGGGCCGAAACGCUGCAACUCGGACCUCACCUGGUCUUGCUGCAGCAGCUGGAGCACUGGGCUGCGGAGAGUGGGGCCACCUCUGGACGUCGAAUCGUGGUGGUGAGCAGAGGUGGGGAAAGCAAAGACAUAAUGUCAAGUGGAGAUGAUGAGCAAUCACAGGCUCUUGCCAAACCAACUUUCACUGAGGUACAAGCUUCUGCGGUAGUUGAAUCGGUAUUUGGGUUAAAAGUUUCUAAGAUCCAACCACUUCCCAGUUAUGAUGACCAAAACUUUCACGUUCACAUUUCAAAAAUUAAAGAUACUACAGAUGGCCCAAUUGAAUAUGUUCUCAAAAUAAGCAACACAGAAGCCAGCAAAAAUCCAGACCUGAUUGAAGUGCAGAAUCACAUCAUCAUGUUUCUGAAAGCAGCUGGAUUUCCAACGGCCUCCGUGUGUCGCACUAAAGGAGACAACACAACCUCUCUUAUGUCUGUAGAUAGUGGCACUGAAAUCAAAAGCUACUUGGUGAGGCUACUGACUUACCUCCCGGGAAAACCUAUUGCUAAGAUUCCUGUCAGCUCCCAGCUGUUAUAUGAAAUUGGAAGGCUAGCUGCCAAAUUGGACAAGGCUUUGGAGAAAUUCCAUCACCCAAAGUUAAGUAAUCUUCAUCGGGAGAACUUCAUCUGGAAUCUGAAAAACAUUCCUCUUCUGGAGAAAUAUGUGGAUGCCUUGGGCCAGAAUCGAAAUCGGGAGAUUGUUGAGCAGGUCAUUCAGCUGUUCAAGAAAGAAGUAAUGACCAAAUUAAGUCAUUUUCGAGAAUGUAUCAAUCAUGGCGAUCUUAACGACCAUAACAUUUUAGUAGAGUCCAGCAAUUCAGCCUUUGGAGAUGCUGUAUAUCAAGUAUCUGGGAUUUUAGACUUUGGAGACAUGAGCUAUGGCUACUAUGUGUUUGAAGUGGCAAUCACCAUCAUGUACAUGAUGAUUGAAAGCAAGAAUCCUAUACAAGUAGGAGGUCACGUUCUUGCAGGGUUUGAAAGUAUAAUCCCACUGACAGCUGUGGAGAGGAGUGCUUUGUUUUUACUUGUAUGUAGUCGCUUUUGUCAGUCACUUGUCAUGGCUACAUACUCUUGCCAACUACACCCAGAGAAUAAAGAGUAUCUCAUGAUUACUGCAAAAACUGGGUGGAAACAUUUACAGCAAAUGUUUGACAUGGGCCAGAAAGCAGUAGAAGAAAUCUGGUUUGAAACUGCCAAGUCCUAUGAAUCUGGGAUCUCUUUGUGACUACAUAAUUAAAAAUGAAUUGAUCUGUUAAUUAAUUGAUGGAACGGAUCAGUUCACUUUUAACUAUGUGCAUUUGUAGUGUGUGUGUGUGUGUGUGUGUG